UCCUUGCGGCACUAAACUUGGCGUCGAAAACGUUCGGAGUUGCCAUGUGUUGUACCUGACGUUCGGUACUUUUCAUUUUGGUAAUAUAUGGUCUUGGGCCUUUUCGCAACAAAAGAAAAGAGAGAGGCAACGUGCACUAUAAGAUCCACAUGCAUGCUUCUGAUCCGUUUGCCAAAGCGCGCGCAUGCACUACUCGAUCGAGGUUAAUUACAAAGUGUUUUAGCGUGUGAGUGGGCCAAAAUACUAGCUAGAAUCCGACCAAUGGAGAUCACGAGCAGCACGAUGGUGAAGCCGGUGCCACACCCGCUCGUCGGUGACAAGGUUCCACUGACCCUCUUCGACCGCGCUGCCGUGGACGUCUUCGUUGCCAUGGUGCUAGCGUACCCCGCACCGGCACCGUCCAACGAGGCUCUCAAGGACGGGCUUCUCAAGGCGGUCGCGGCGUUCCCCCACCUGGCGGGGCGCCUCGCGGUCGACCAGCACGGCCGGCACUUCCUCGACGUCAACAACGAGGGUGUGCUCCUGAUUGAGACCAAGCUACCGGCUAACUUGGCGGACGUGCUGGUGGAAGGCCGGAUGGCCACCAGAGUCGACCACCUCUACCCUACAACGCCAGAGCCAGGGGUACCUAUCGAUUGAGGAUUUUCUUCUUUCACGACUUGCAUGAUCAGACUAGAGCUAGCAUAUGGAUUUUGUUUUUGCCUAUAUAUUUUCCUGCAGCAGAACAAUGGGGAGGCGCUGCUGCAGAUCCAGCUGAACAGGUACGGGUGCGGAGGUCUUGUGGUCGGGAUGUGCUCCCACCACCGUGUCGCCGACGGCCACUCCAUGAGCAUGUUCUUCACCGCGUGGGCAACAGCGGUCCGCGAGGGUAUGGACUUCAUCAUGCCGACCCCAUUCCUCAACCGUGCGGAAACCGCCUUGCCGCGAAGCUCGCCGACCCCGGUGUUCGACCACCGGUCAGUGGAAUUCACGUGCAGAGAAGGAACCGUCGUCCCCGUGGAGAGGAUAAAAAACCUCACGGUGCACUUCACAGCCGAGUUCGUCGCCAAGCUCAAAGCCCGUGUUUGUGCCCGCUGCAGCACGUUCCAGUGCCUGCUCGCGCACGUCUGGAAGAAGAUCACCGCGGCGCGGGGCCUUAAACCCGAGGAAUUCACCACGGUGAGGGUGGCCGUGAACUGCAGGAGCAGGGCUGAGCCUCCCGUGCCGAUGAACUUCUUCGGGAACAUGGUUUUGUGGGCGUUCCCAAGGCUUCAGGUCCGGGACGUCUUGAACUCGAGCUACAGCAGCGUGGUCGAGACCAUCCGCGACGCUGUGGCACGCAUCGACGGGGAGUACGUGCAGUCCUUCGUGGACUUUGGCGGGGUGGCUAACGCGAACGGUCAGGAGCUCAUCGCGACGACGGUCCCUGCGGGCUCGAUGUUGUGCCCGGACGCAGAGGUGGAUAGCUGGCUGCGGUUCGGCUUCCAUCAGCUUGACUUUGGCACCGGGGAGCCUGCCGCUUUCCUGCUGCCGGACUGGCCAGUCGAGGGGAUCAUGUUCCUUGUGCCGUCACACAAGGCGAACGGCGGAUUCGACCUCUUCAUAUCCAUCGCGGAGGAGCACGUUGCGACGUUCCAGCAGAUCUGCUACUUGACCUAGGCCCUGCCACAGGCCCCGGAUCAGUGUGCGGUACUGUUCAUUCCUAGGUUUUAGGUGUUGUAGCCUUGCAGGAGAGGUAGGUCUGGCGGUGACGCCUCCUCUUCCUUGGAAAAAGUCUCCCCCGCUCAGGUGAUGCCUCUGUUGGUGUUGAGGAGCGCCUGAGAGUUGUGAUGGCCGGACCUCCGAUUCCGGUGGGUCCUUAUCGUACGUCUAUGGUUGGCGCCGAUGAUCGGCAUAGGUGCUCUGCUUUGGCGAGUUUGGUCUGCUUGCCCUCAUUACUAUUCUUCCUGCGCGCGUCUAAUGCGUGUUCUUCAGGGAGAAGAAGCUGUUCCAGUCUAGAUGUCUGCUGCAAAGAGUUUGGCGUUCUUUCGGUAGAUGUGUAAUAGGUUGGUUUGCGCCCGUGUGCUUUGUCUAGCGUUAGGUAGCUGCCAGAGGCCGCUGGAUAUUUCUCUAGAUGUGUUGGCUAUUUUGGUUUGUAAUCGGGCUACUGGUACUGGAUUCUGGUG
This is a messenger RNA of Aegilops tauschii subsp. strangulata, 2144 nucleotides long. The record is from RefSeq and is a predicted model, not a curated record. NCBI's taxonomy places the organism in Eukaryota, Viridiplantae, Streptophyta, Magnoliopsida, Poales, Poaceae.